AUGGCAGCCAUCUCCAGCCUCGUCCUGAGCGACAAUUUGCCGCCCAAGGAUAGGAGAGACGACUUGGAAUCACCGACCACCCCGCGGCCUGAUCGAUAUGCGUCGACACCGAUGGACGAGGCCACAGUCGCCGUCAAAGACCACGCUCUGCAGUCCCGGCCAAGCGUCUCAACCACCUCACAGCCUUCGAGUCAAGGUUCACUAAUUGAUCAUGGAAAUGCUGAAGGAGACGAUUCUACAAUGAGAAGAGAUAGUGGCGAGGCCUUGUCAAGCACCAUGGAUAUGGACGACGAUGACACUGGCCAGCCUGGCUCGGAUAACGAACUCGAGCCAGGUGAGGUAGACCUUUCCGCGCGGAAGAAAAAGGGCCAGAGAUUCUUCUGUACCGGCUAUCCGCCCUGCAACCUCAGUUUUACUCGAAGCGAGCACCUGGCUCGUCAUAUCAGAAAACACACGGGUGAACGCCCGUUCCAAUGUCACUGCAAUCGCAGGUUCUCCCGCCUGGACAACUUGCGCCAACAUGCUCAGACAGUGCAUGUCAAUGAGGAGAUCCCAACCGACUCCCUUGCUGCGACGGGGACUCGGUUUCAGCGGCAAAUCCGUACCGAUCGUGUGAGACCCACAGGUCGCCCGCGAACCGGCACCGCUGGCAGCACUGGAAGUCACAGUCGUGGUCACAGCCGAAACCUAUCGGCUUCAAGUGUUGGCUCGACCUCCUCCAACUACAGCAUCGUCACCGAUGGAAAACGAAGGCCGCCGCCUCUGCUAAUGGCCAAUGACAACCUGAGAGGACCGAGUUUGGGAAUCGAGCCACCCCAUACACCCCCGGCUCAGUACCGCGGGUACAAUCCAAACUCCCCUGGUGGUCUGAGUACGCCCACCUCUGCCAACUUCUCGGCGACACCUAGUUCCCCGGGAUUCUUGUCCUCGAUGGCUUCGCCAGUAUCAAGUAAUGCCCGCUUGGGUGGCUUUUUCGGCUCAAGGCCGCAAUCCCGCCGCUUAUCUGUGCCAUCAGGGCCUAAUCCAUACCAGAGUCAGUACCCACCAGGGUACCCUGUUGGCUAUCUGAAUCAGAUGGGCCCACCAAGUUCCCACGCAUCGUCAAAUUCAAGUGUCUUUGCUAGUCCAACUUCUGCAACGUUUUCUAUCGCUCCUGGCCAACCUGUUCCACCUGGAGAAGACUGGCGCAGGCGAACAUGGCAUGCGUCCACUUAUCCAGCUGGCCAUUUCAACUAUGGACGUCCUGCUACGAGCGGCCUGACAUAUUCGCAGACCCCGGAUGCUCCUCAGCCUGCACAUGCUCAACAUGCCACUGCGGCCGCCGGACAAGCCCCUCGACUACCCGGCAUUGAGAGUUUUGAUCAUGUCCAACACCGCUCGUACACCCCCCCGCGCCGCCAACCGAGUCCUAUGCAGAUUGAUGUAAACUUGUCCUCCUCAGCUGCGGGCCAAGACCCCCGGAUACGCCAGGGUCAUGUUUCGUGGGAAGGCCCUCGUCCCAGCCAGUACCCAGAGCUUGACGAACAUGCAGACCGGAGUCAAGGAGCGGGGUCAUGGGGUCAGCAGACAAUCAAUGAGAUCCAGAGUGUGGGUAUGCGAUUUACUGAGCCGCCGAGGCACGUCGACAUGGGCCCUCCGCCUCCGUCCAUGAUGACUGCUCAACAGCACCAGCAGAUGACGCGCGAAGCACUGGAGGGACAGUCUUCAGCAAAAAGAACGAGACGACAAGCAUGGUACGGUGGACCUACGCCAACCAGGACGUCACCAGAAGAUUCGAGCAGCAGUGACGGUAUUCCUACCCCUGGCAUGACCGCAGUUGAAGUGCACCCGAUGAUCAUGCCCAGUAGCGGGUACAUAGAACCACAGCAUGGGCCAUUGCCUCCGGAUACCCAUCAGAAUGUUUGUCUUGCCCCAGCCCCAUUUAUCGAACAAAGCCGUCACCAGAACACAACAUCCUUCGGUGAUCGCAACGGAGCUGGCGGAGGAAUGAAUCGACUGGAAGCUCUGGUAGCUGUGGCGACAAGUGGAGAUAAUGCUGCCCGAUGA
This is a messenger RNA of Fonsecaea multimorphosa CBS 102226, 2046 nucleotides long. RefSeq names its product biofilm and cell wall regulator 1. The record is from RefSeq and is a predicted model, not a curated record. Gene Ontology annotation, molecular function: DNA-binding transcription factor activity, RNA polymerase II-specific; RNA polymerase II cis-regulatory region sequence-specific DNA binding. The transcript is spliced from 2 exons. Gene Ontology annotation, biological process: regulation of transcription by RNA polymerase II. Lineage: Eukaryota; Fungi; Ascomycota; Eurotiomycetes; Chaetothyriales; Herpotrichiellaceae. The coding region runs from base 1 to 2046 and encodes 681 amino acids.